AUGAGUGAAGUUCAGCAGGAAGAUGAGCUUGAGUCGUUUCGACGCCAGUGGCUGGAGGAGGUCCGUACAAGACACCCGCCACCGCCGGCUCAAUCGCAACAGCAGCCGGCAUCAGAAGCCAGACCAGCGGAACGGCGGAAAUCGCUGCAACCGCGGCCACAGGCACCAAUACAGCUUCCACAGGAUCUGGCAGAUGAGGCGGAUGAGGAUGGCUAUACCAAGGUUGACACGUCCGAGCUAGAUGGGGAGUUCAAGUCGUUAGAGCUGGGAAGCGAGAAGACAGAGGAGAAAGCGCCCCAGUCAGCCCUUGAGCAUUUUGAGCGAGCCAUUGAGAAAGAGGACCAAGGCAGGUUGGGAGACAGUCUGAGCUUGUACCGCAAGGCUUACCGUCUCGAUGCCAAAGUUGACCAAGCGUACCGGGAAAAGCAUCAUGCCAAUGCCAAACCAUAUAUACCGCCAGCAGCAUCGGUCUCGGGCUUGACACACCCGUCAACACCGGAAAAGGUAGAUGUUGCGUCAUUUGGCAAUCUACCGAUUCUUCCCGUGGAUCCAACUAUAGAAAACACGCCUCCUCCGCCGUGUCCGAUUGCUCGUCUGCCCUCGGAGGUACUGAUAGAGAUACUGAAGCAUGUAGCCCUGCUUGAUCCGGCUCUGUUCUUUCGACUAUCUCUUGUGUGCAAGCGCCUGGCCUACCAUUUUAUGCAUGAACAACAUAUAUGGCGUCGACUGUGUCAAGGAACCGAGUUCGGUCUCGCGUCCAUGCACUAUUCCUUUGCCUGUCAGAUCAAUGGCUCACCUAUUGACAAAGGCUACGUCCUGGGCUCAGACUCAGAUUCAGAAUCGGAUUCUCAGAUUGUCCACUCGCACCCGUUCACAGCACAGAUAACGGCUACAAUACCUAAACCGCUGACCAGCUGGUCCCAUGUUUUCCAGGCUUUUCCUCGACUGCGUUUCACAGGUGUUUACCUCAGUACAGUCAACUAUAUGCGUCCGGGUGCAAACUCAGCCAUGCAGAGCGUUUCAUGGAACUCACCCAUCCAUAUAGUCACCUACUAUCGAUAUCUACGCUUUUAUCCCGAUGGCACUGUGUUAUCACUACUUUCCACCACAGAACCAGUCGAAGUUGUCCACCACCUCUCAAGAGAAAACAUAGAUCUCUUGGCUGCUAGCUCUACCGGACGGAAACAUACAAGGCACAUCUCAGACACUCCAGCUCCUGCACCUCAGGCAACCUCAACAGCAAGUCCAAUGCCGCCUACCGCCGCCGCUGCGCUAAAGCACACUUUGCGUGGACGAUGGAGACUUGCCCCGCCAACUCUAAGCCAUACAGCCCCGGCACCCACAAACUCUGCUUCAACGAGUGGCCAGCCUUCUAGCCGCCGGCUCACCAGCGCUGAGCCCCCAUCUGCCUCCACGUCGGACCCACGGGAUCUAUUCAUCGAGACCGAAGGCGUAGACCCAAAGUAUACUUAUUCAAUGCAUCUUAGCCUGCGCUCUGCGGGCUCGCAUAAAUCAAAAAACACAAAACUUGCAUGGAAGGGCUUCUGGAGUUACAACCGUCUCACUGAUGACUGGGCCGAGUUCACGCUCAGAAAUGAUCGCGCUUUUGUCUUUAGACGGGUUAGAGGCUGGGGGCUGCCGGUAUAG
Trichophyton rubrum CBS 118892 is the source of this 1647-nucleotide messenger RNA. RefSeq lists its product as uncharacterized. Gene Ontology annotation, biological process: SCF-dependent proteasomal ubiquitin-dependent protein catabolic process. The transcript has 2 exons. Gene Ontology annotation, cellular component: SCF ubiquitin ligase complex. The record is from RefSeq and is a predicted model, not a curated record. Lineage: Eukaryota; Fungi; Ascomycota; Eurotiomycetes; Onygenales; Arthrodermataceae. Bases 1 to 1647 code for a protein of 548 amino acids. Gene Ontology annotation, molecular function: protein binding.